AGUGCAGGUUUUCUACAGGCUUUCUGCCAGAGUAUGUUGCUCUGGAUUUAUUACAUAACCGUGUAAAUGAUGUAAAUGGGACGUUACGCUCCUGCGAGACAGAACACAGGGCAACAAAAACAACUCUUCCCGUGACCCGGAAGUGAUUCACUCACAAAUACGCUUCAUGGUUUUCAUUCAUAAAGUGAGAAACGCUUUGGAUCAUUUAUCAAAACAAGAACAUUGAGCUAGUACGAAUUGAACAUUUCAGCAAACAAUGUUUUACCAUAUUUCUUUGGAGCAUGAAAUCCUGCUACACCCGAGGUAUUUUGGCCCCAACCUCCUCAACACCGUGAAGCAGAAGCUUUUCACAGAAGUGGAGGGUACCUGCACUGGCAAGUAUGGCUUCGUCAUCGCAGUCACCACCAUUGACAACAUCGGGGCGGGUGUAAUCCAGCCGGGGAGAGGAUUUGUCCUCUACCCAGUCAAGUACAAGGCCAUUGUGUUCCGCCCAUUUAAAGGGGAGGUGGUUGACGCCGUGGUCACUCAGGUUAACAAGGUCGGAUUGUUCACAGAAAUUGGUCCCAUGUCUUGCUUCAUCUCUCGCCAUUCCAUCCCUUCAGAAAUGGAGUUUGACCCCAACUCCAAUCCUCCUUGUUAUAAGACAGUUGAUGAGGACAUUGUAAUCCAGCAAGAUGAUGAGAUCCGGCUAAAGAUUGUGGGAACAAGAGUGGACAAGAAUGACAUCUUUGCCAUUGGCUCUCUCAUGGAUGAUUAUCUGGGUCUUGUGAGCUAAAUUCGCCCCAGAGGGAGCACAUUUCACAUGGGACAUUUUAUGUAGUAUGCUAGUUAUUUUUGUUGUUGAAAUUAAUAUUUUUGUACACCUAUAAUCUGACAUCAUUUUGAUAUAAUGCUAAACAUAUUACAUUUGUUUUUUUAUUGGACCCAGUGUAAGAUUAAAAGAAAUCUCAGGAGAAUGCUUGAUAAAUUUAUAGUAAGAUGACAUACAAUGCAGAAGCUUCAAGGAGAGGAAAACAUGGACAUUCUCACAAUUGUUUGUGGUGCUGGAAGUAGAUCCCCUCCAAUAUGUACUUUUUCAAAAAUAUGACUUAUUUCUUUUUUAAAAUACAAUGCAGGAAUAUAUUAAUGUACUGUUUCUUUCAUGUAGAAUUCACAAUUUCUAUCAGUAAGCUCUAUAUAUUUUUUUUUUUUUGUAAGUUGACUGUAAUAAAAUAUUUGUUA
Sebastes umbrosus (honeycomb rockfish) is the source of this 1221-nucleotide messenger RNA. RefSeq names its product RNA polymerase II subunit G (gene polr2g). Gene Ontology annotation, molecular function: single-stranded DNA binding; translation initiation factor binding; single-stranded RNA binding. Gene Ontology annotation, biological process: DNA-templated transcription; transcription initiation at RNA polymerase II promoter; positive regulation of translational initiation. The record is from RefSeq and is a predicted model, not a curated record. Bases 257 to 775 code for a protein of 172 amino acids. NCBI's taxonomy places the organism in Eukaryota, Metazoa, Chordata, Actinopteri, Perciformes, Sebastidae. The transcript is spliced from 8 exons. Gene Ontology annotation, cellular component: P-body; RNA polymerase II, core complex.